GAUUCUUUCCUUUUUCAAGUGGGAAUCCACCUUCUAUAUCUCGGCUUUUUAAAUGUGGACUUCUUUUUUGCCCGUCCCGUGCACACACUGGGUUUGUCAGCAAUCGGGUUAAACCGCGGGGUUAGGCCCAAACAUGCCACCACCGCCUUGAAAUCGAGACGCUUAUAUAUAUACACACAUAUAUAUUUUCCUUUUUUCUCAAAGUUCAGGGCAUCGCGUAUUUGUUCCGUCAACUACCAUUGGGAUUCCACCUUCUUCUCCAUCAAACGUUUCGCCUUCGUCGCUGGAAAUUUGCCGGUCCUACUCAAGUUGGAUUUAACUCCGACGCUGUGUUGUGAUUCUUCCCCGUGUCCUGGAGUUAAGAGGGGAGCCAGCUUCGAGGCAUUAGGUACUGCAGAGAUGAAAAAGUCGAGAGUGGUAGAGAAUGAUGCAAGCCCAAGUUCCUCCGUCAUCUAUUCUCUGACACAGCGACUUGGGUUUCUGUCUAGCAAAGUAGAAAAAAACCCAGGGAUUAAGGAGGCAGCUAAAAAUAUUUUCAUUCAUCUCAAGUUUGCUGUUGAAGAUGAUGAGAGAUAUGCAGAGACUUGCGCUACGCUAGUGGUGAACCUGAUAAAAGAUAAAACAUUUCAACAAGCAUUUGUUGAGGCACAUCUGGAGGAUCCUUCCCUGAUCUCUUUAGUAGAUGCUUACUCACUAGAUGUAACUAACCAAGUUCGAGUGGAAUUUCUAAGGAGAGACAACGCAUUGCAGUUCAUUUUACAGAAGACACUAGACAGAUAUGAUAUGAGGGAUAUCUUGGGCAUCGCAAUGGGGUACUGGAGUAGUCAAUGGUUUUGCACCGAGUUGCAUGAAGAGAUUAAUAAAAAUGAAGCUGCCAGGAAAGUUUAUCGGGUGACUAGAAUUGUCAACAUUGAUGUUCCUUACUCUAUUGAGGGCCUGAAAUCAGCGUUGGCUACUAGGUUCAAAGAUGAUGAGCUUCAGAACAUGUAUGAGCAGAUAAAUAAAUCACAUUUCAAGUUCGGAGGUGUUAAAAGCAGUUCGAUUAAAUGGUUGGUCCUUUUGUGGGAGAGUGACAAAGAUUUUCGUCCAUUUACUUAUGGGUACUAUGAACACCCAUUCCCUGGUUUCUGUAAUGCAUGAUUGUUCUCUCCAAUCUUCUGUUACUAUAGGUUAUAUUUGGAUUUUUACUGCAAUGUUGGAAGUCAUAUUUUGUGACGUCAUGUUCUCAUUUAAAGUUUUUGAAAAAUUGUUGGGGAUACAAAUUUCCUUUGAAGGGAAUGGUUGACAACUCACCAUGGUGUGGUGGUACUAUGGACGAUUUUGGUGAUUUGACACAAAUACGAGAUUAAGAGUGAAAUAACAUUGACUAUGUUUGAAUGAGAUGGUGGCUCACUAGGGUUUGUGAUCUUUGGUUAAUUUUAGAAGCUCUGGUUGGUUUUGACCCUUGCUUUGCCUUGUGUAUCUUUGAGCAUGCUGUGCAUUGUUUGGUGUGAUAACCAUGCUAAGAUUAUGAGUUUGGA
This is a messenger RNA of Striga asiatica, 1520 nucleotides long. The record is from the annotation of a GenBank genome assembly. NCBI's taxonomy places the organism in Eukaryota, Viridiplantae, Streptophyta, Magnoliopsida, Lamiales, Orobanchaceae.